GGCGGGGGCCCGCGGGGCAGCGCGGCGGCGGAGCGGCAGCAGCUGGAGCAGGGGGAAGCGGCGGCGGCGGGGGCCGCGCCGCGCCAUGGCGCAGCAGCAGAUGAGCAGCUCGCAGAAGGCGCUGAUGCUGGAGCUGAAGUCGCUGCAGGAGGAGCCGGUGGAGGGCUUCCGCAUCACCCUGGUCGAUGAGUCCGACCUCUACAACUGGGAGGUGGCGAUCUUCGGGCCCCCCAACACCCUCUACGAGGGCGGGUACUUCAAGGCUCACAUUAAAUUUCCAAUUGACUAUCCAUACUCACCACCUACCUUCAGAUUCCUGACCAAAAUGUGGCACCCCAACAUUUAUGAGAAUGGAGAUGUAUGUAUUUCAAUUCUUCACCCACCUGUAGAUGAUCCACAAAGUGGAGAGCUGCCAUCCGAGAGGUGGAACCCUACCCAAAAUGUCAGGACUAUCUUACUGAGUGUAAUCUCUUUGCUUAAUGAGCCCAAUACAUUCUCUCCUGCCAACGUGGAUGCAUCAGUCAUGUUCAGGAAAUGGAGGGACAGUAAAGGAAAAGACAAGGAGUACGCUGAAAUCAUAAGGAAACAGGUUUUGGCCACCAAAGCUGAGGCAGAGAAGGAUGGUGUGAAGGUCCCCACUACGCUGGCAGAGUACUGCAUCAAAACUAAAGUGCCUUCCAAUGACAACAGUUCGGAUUUGCUUUACGACGACUUGUACGAUGACGACAUUGACGACGAAGAUGAGGAGGAGGAGGAUGCCGACUGUUACGAUGAUGAUGAUUCUGGCAAUGAGGAGUCGUGACCUGCUCCCCCGGUGCCCCUGUACUGCCCUGCCGACUCAGGCCAGAAGGGAGCAGCGGUAACAUAGCAGCAGUCCAGCAAAAAAGUGGGGGGGGAGGGCCAAAAGAAAAAAAAACAAACUCUUGUCUCCUGCUGUCUCCCGUUGUAUGGAUCUGUUUGCUCCUUUUUUAUGGACCUCUUAGAGACCCUCCACAGAAUGUCUGAAUUCUUGCAUUCUUAGCCCUCUUAUCACUGUAUUACGAUUUCUUUUUGAAAAAAAGAAAAAAAAAAAAAACCCUUUCACUUCUCUACGAAACAGCUCACAGCAAAAACAGGUUUGCUCGCCUUUAGGUUCUUGAGUUGCAGCCUUGCAUUGAGAUGUUUAAUGUAUUUAAAGCUGGAAUAAACCCGCUGGAAGCUGGGUUGGUUUUUUCAUUCUUUUCUGGGGGAGCUCAAGUGCUGCAUUUACUGGGGAAUUAAAAACAACACAAGAUCCACAUAAAGCAAAUUGCCAAGGUUUAGCUGCUCCAUUUACGAUAAUAGUGUGUGUACAUUCGUUUAGCCUUGUGGUGGUGGCUUUUCCUUUAUAAGGUGUGGGGCGGAGAGUGUAAAGCUACUGUGUCGAGCUUGAUGGGAUAUCACUGAAAGGUACAGUAUUCCUUUUCCAGCCUGCUCAACAUAGGAAAUAGCUGGUCCCUGGAGCCCCAGGGGGCACGAUCAGCUUUGUGUCUGAAAAAGGCUUGUGAAACGAACCCUAAAAUAAACACUUAACACUUCAUGUCUGUACAGCUGAGCCCUGGGUUGCUAUUUAUUUUAUGUUUUAUUCUUUUUCAGACUAGGUCGGGGUUGGGAAAGCUCAGUUUAGCUAUGCUGCUGAGGCCUGCUGGAGCUGCCUCUGUGAAGGGAGGAGAACAGAUACACAUCACACUGCCCAGCAGGUCAGCCUUCAUCCUCAGCUACUUUAUGGCAGGGGGGGGAUACUGAAAGACUCCUGCCGCAGUGCUUGCUAGCAGCCUGUGCUUCCUGCAGCCUGUGUCCAGUGUUUGUGGUGUUUAUGUAGGUCACACAUUGGUAAAUGCGGAGAUAAAGAGCUGCCUUUGGUGCCUGCCUGGGGUGGCCAGGCUGCCCCUGUGCCUGCAGAAGCUAUGGGGCACAGGGGAUGGAUGUGUGCCGAGCUCUCCCCUGCCUUGCUGGGGGAGAGCACGGGUGCAUGUGUGCAGCCCACCGGAGAGGGGUACAUGGUGCUUUCAGGCUGUAAGAGAAGGCCAGCGGCAGGGUUAGACAGGCUCUUUCGCAGCAUGCUUCAGCCGGUGCACUAAGCUCAGCCUUCUGCAUGUUUUUGGGAUCUCUUGGCAGAGCUUAGGGGGGGAUCCGGCUUGCUCGUGUCUGCAGAACCCUCUUCCCCAGUCACUCAGCACCCUCACCCCUUUGCAGCGUGCUGCUUGUGUUUGCCUGUGGUGCAGUGGCCCCAGUUCACCCUUUGCAUGCUCCUCCUGUGCUGAGCCUGCACCUCCAGCAUCAGGGCUGAGGUGCAAGACCCUCCAUCAACACAGGUACAGAGGUGGUUUUACCCUGACAGAGCUGCAGGCUUGGGCACUUGCUUCUGCCUCCCCUUGGUGUAUCUCAGGGCUUUCAAUGGUACGUCACCGGGGUGCUUUGCUGGGAGUAACCUUUGUUCUGUCACCAGCUCCGUGGCUGUGUCCCGGGGGACAAGGAGGAGCGGGAUGGGAGCGAGCGCCUGGAUGGAGAGCAGGGGAGGGCAAGCCCUUGGGGUGAUGAAGGCUGGUGGGCUCUCUGCAAGUGAGCAGGGCAGAUGUGCAUCCAGGACACUGCUUGGCUGGGAUGUGCUGCAGCAGGGACAGCCCCUGUGGUGACACCUUGUGCUCCUGUGACCCUCUGCCUGCAUGUUACCUGGGGAGGCAGCCAGACCCCUCCUGCAGCAUCCCGCAAGUGUUGCCCCAGCUCAUCCCGCUUCCAGCAAGGGCAAGCUCAGCCCCUCGUGUUUCUGGUGCUGGAAGAGGGGCUCCCCUGCACCAGCGAUGGUGUGGGGCACCCCCAGUCCUGGGGCUGCAUGGGGAUAGGGACACCACCUUCCAUGUUUCGGGUGCUGCUUGGAGGGUGAAGGAGCAGAGUGUGGCUGUGCUCAUGGCUUGAAAUGAGGAUACUGCAUCUUUCAGGAUUCCCCUUGUACUUUUGACCGUCUUCACUGUAUACUCUCCAGUGACUUGUAUUUUCAAGCUUGGUGUUGUAAGAUGCAUUAUCAUGACUCUACCUUUUUUUAAACUCAAAAGCAAACUAUUUUGAGCGCUCCUACAUUGAACAGACUGAUUUCUCUUUCCUGCUGUCCUGUGCAGUGUCAUUGCUUGUUGACUUGCUGGUUUCCUUUCUUUUUAAGAUACAAACUGAAGUAUGAGGGUGGUUUUUUGUUUUCUUUUUUUUUUUUGGUUUGUUUUUGUUUUUUUUUUAACUAUUUAAGAGAUUGCAGAAAAAAUGUUUACCUGAUCUGUGUAUUCUGGAGUUUCUAUCUUGACCCUUUUCUCCUGUGUUGGCUGAUUUUAGCGUUUACAUUUGCAACUACAGGCCCCUUCAAAUGCAGUUUUCAACCAUUCUGAAACCAGCAGGGUACACUAGAUUUCUAAGUAGUUUUCUUAGGUGAAAGCCCAGAUGUUUUUCCUUUUUGUUUUUCUUUUUCUCUUCAGUAUAAUUUACCAGAAAGAAUUAACUGAUGCAUUUUUGUGUUGUCUUCCCCUUCAGUAGUUAUAUUUUGUCUUUUCUGCACAUCUGUCUACUAAUAAAAAUGUGAAAUGAAAA
Pezoporus occidentalis (night parrot) is the source of this 3591-nucleotide messenger RNA. It is a transcript of the gene UBE2R2, whose product is annotated as ubiquitin conjugating enzyme E2 R2. Gene Ontology annotation, molecular function: ubiquitin conjugating enzyme activity. Lineage: Eukaryota; Metazoa; Chordata; Aves; Psittaciformes; Psittacidae. Bases 86 to 802 code for a protein of 238 amino acids. The record is from RefSeq and is a predicted model, not a curated record. Gene Ontology annotation, biological process: protein polyubiquitination; ubiquitin-dependent protein catabolic process. The transcript has 5 exons.